UUUCAGUUAACAGGAUAGAACUUGGAUAAAAACAUCAAAUGACCUUGACCAUGAGGCCUUACUAUUUACCCUUGACCUUUGUCUUCCUUUCCAUCUCCAUUGUCAUAGCAACCAGUUCCAUUCACCAUGACUACUGUGUUAUAGGAGCAGGACCAAGUGGCCUUCAGAUUGGAUAUUUUUUACACCAGAAAAACAGGGACUAUAUAAUUUUUGAGAGAAAUAAUGUAUCAGGUAGCUUUUAUGUGAAGUACCCUCGCCAUAGAAAACUCAUCAGCAUUAACAAAAGAAACACCGGGAAAACAAACAAGGAGUUUAACCUACGCCAUGACUGGAAUUCCCUCCUCAGUCACGACGAAUCCCUCCAGAUACGCCAUUACUCCAAAGAGUUGUUCCCUCAUGCAGAUAUUCUUGUUAAAUACCUCAAAGACUACACUGAAAAACUGGGCCUCAAAGUACAGUACAACACGAAUAUCCAGAACAUCCAGCGACAAGAGGACCUGUACACAAUGGAGGAUAACAAUGACCAACGUUACACUUGCUCAAAAUUAAUUGUAGCUACUGGAAUAGCUACUCCCAACAUUCCAAAAGAUGUCGCUGGCAUGGAGUACGUGAUUGGAUAUGAGGACGUCUCCAUCAAUCCCGAAGAUUUUGAAGGGCAAACAGUUCUUAUACUUGGGCGUGGUAAUGCCGCAUUUGAGACUGCUGAUGCUAUCUAUGGAAAUACUAAUGUGGUCCACAUGGUAGCUCGUUCCAGAGUGAGACUUUCGUGGGCCACUCAUUAUGUAGGAGAUCUCAGGGCAGUCAACAAUGGACUUCUUGAUACAUAUCAGUUGAAAUCAUUAGAUGGUGUCCUAGAAGCAGGGCUGGAGGAAGUCAAAAUCGUGAAAAAGGAUGGAAAGCUUCACCUUCAGUUCAAAGAGGAUGAAGAAGACCCAGUUUACUCCAUUGAUAACUUUGCCCUCCGGGAUCCUUAUGAUAAAAUCAUUCGCUGUCUGGGAUUUGUAUUUGAUAAGUCUAUUUUUAACAACAAAACAGUGAUCUCAUCUGGAAAAGGUAGAGCGAAAAAAUACCCAAAAAUUACCUAUGAUUACGAGUCCGUGGAAAACCCGGGCAUGUUCUUUGCUGGCACAAACACUCAUUCCCUGGACUUCAGAAAAUCAGCUGGAGGUUUUAUCCAUGGAUUCAGGUAUACAGCCCGUGCCCUGCAUCAUCUGUUGGAAUGGAGGUAUCACCAGGUCCCCUGGCCCUCGAUCACAGCUCCCAUCACCCAGAUAGAAAACACAAUAGUAAAGAGGUUGAAUGAGGCAUCAGGGACAUACCAAAUGUUUGGAGUGUUGGGGGACAUCAUUGUCAUUAAAGAUAAUGGUCUGGAGUUUGAUUACUUGGAAGAGUUCCCUAUCAAUCUUAUCGAUGACUUUUACAAACAUUCUGGACACAAUGUCACUCGUAUCAUCGCCAUUGUUAUGGAGUAUGGCAAGGAUUUUUCCGGACCAGGCAAUGAUAUUUUCCGCAUUGAUCGUGCCACAGGAGAACCAGCAGAAGCCCACCAGUCAAACUUUCUACACCCUGUGUUUUAUUAUUACGACAAACUUCCAACAUCGGAAGACAUGCAGAAGAAACCUCUGAGGGAUGUUCUUCCUCCUCCAAAAUUACUCCACCAUAUUGUGGAGGAUUUCCUGACCUCCUGGGACGGCUGGACCAGUCACCUCCUGCCCCUCCGACGUUUCCUAGAGGAAGUCUUCGACCAGGAUCUACGCAGCUUCUUUGCUGAUAACUGCAUGAAGCUGGCGUUGACCCACAGGAAUGUCCCUCUCUCUUGUCAGGCGGAUUUUAUGGAGGGUCAAGGUCUGGUCCCUACCUACAGUCUAGCUCAGCUGGCCAAAGAUUCUAAACUCCUACUGUAGAGUAGAACUUGUUAGAUAAUAGUCAAUUUAGCCUGUCUCAAGCAUUGAAAUUUUAUUUACAGUGACAUUAAGAUUCUGCAAAGGAUCUUUAGUUGUUAAUUACAUAGAUCAAAUAUUUUUCCCUAAAAAGUCAUCUUAUGCAGUGGUCAUUCACUUCCUUACUAAUGCAUGGACAUGUGCAGUUGCACAUCAUUAGCUCACCUGAGCUGAGGGCUCAAGUAAGUUUUUCUGAUCAGAAUUUGUCCAUUGUCUGUUGUUUUCAUAAACUUUUCAUAUUUUUUAUCAUUUCCAGAACCACAGAGCCAAUUUCAACCAAACUUGCCACAAAGCAUCCUUAGAUGAAGGGAAUUCAAGUUUGUUGAAAUGAAGGGCCAUGCUCUCUUUCAAGGGAGCUAAUUAAGAAUAAGUGAAAAUUUAAUGGCAUCUUUCAAAAAUCUUCUUAUCAAGAACCACUGGGCUGGAUGUGAAAGCUUCAAAAUUUAAAUUUCUUCAAAUCAUGACUCCAGGGG
Messenger RNA from Saccostrea echinata, 2413 nucleotides. Its product is annotated as FAD-dependent oxidoreductase domain-containing protein 2-like. The record is from RefSeq and is a predicted model, not a curated record. The transcript has 9 exons. Gene Ontology annotation, molecular function: flavin adenine dinucleotide binding; monooxygenase activity. Bases 39 to 1904 code for a protein of 621 amino acids. NCBI's taxonomy places the organism in Eukaryota, Metazoa, Mollusca, Bivalvia, Ostreida, Ostreidae.